AUGUCUCCGCAACAGAAAGCUCUUAUUCUUCUCGAAAAGCAGGGCAACUUUAAGGUUGGCUCACGCAGCAUACCCACCCCUGGUACCGGGCAACUCCUGGUUAAAGUUUACUCUGCUGCCCUGAACCCGGUUGACUACAAGAUACAGGUCGACGGGAUAUUCGUGACCCAUUACCCUGCCGUUCUUGGCGUGGAUAUUGCUGGCAUUGUCGAGGAACUAGGAGAAGGUGUUGAGAAUUUCCGCGAAGGCGAUAAAGUAUUGGCGCAUGGAAAUUUCUAUAUGAUUGACCAGGGUGCGUUUCAGCAGUACACACUAGCCGUUGCGACGUUUACUGCCAAAAUUCCUUCAAGUCAAUCUUUCGAUAGCGCAGCUACCGUUCCUCUGGGGGUGGAUACUGCAGUAGCGGGCUUGUACGGAAAACACCUUGGAGCUGGGAUAACCCCUCCUUGGGCGAAGAUUGUCAACGAUCAUGAGCCCAAGAAACCCAUCGUCAUCCUAGGCGGUUCUUCCUCUGUGGGUUCAUACACCAUUCAACUUGCUCGUCUUUCAGGGUUUUAUCCUAUCAUCACUACAGCAUCCCCUAGCAACGAAGACCUUGUCAAGGAUUAUGGGGCAACCCACUUUUUUGACCGGCACCUUUCCGCCAGCCAGCUGAUGGUGGCCAUCAACAAAGUAACCGACAGUCCUAUCAGGAUUGUUUAUGACGCUAUCUCGCUGCCAGAAACACAGUCCGUUGGAUGGGGAUUACUAGCGCAAAACGGGAUCCUCGUAUUAACCCUUCCUGCAUUAGUCAAGGAAGAUGAAGGCAAGGGGCGCAAGGCCGUUCACACCAUCGGGAGCCCACAUCUGCCACAUAAUAAUCAAGAACUGUUCCGCAGCUCUUGGGGUAUGAUCGAAAAGUGGCUCUUAGAGGGUAUUAUUCAGCCGAACAACCGUGAAAUCCUUCCGAAUGGGCUCGAAGGUAUUAUUGGAGGGCUGGAAAGGAUGAGAAUGGAACAGGUGUCUGGAACGAAGUUGGUCGCUCACCCUCAGGAAACAAAGUAA
Suillus clintonianus is the source of this 1044-nucleotide messenger RNA. Its product is annotated as chaperonin 10-like protein. The transcript has 5 exons. Bases 1 to 1044 code for a protein of 347 amino acids. The record is from RefSeq and is a predicted model, not a curated record. Lineage: Eukaryota; Fungi; Basidiomycota; Agaricomycetes; Boletales; Suillaceae. Gene Ontology annotation, molecular function: oxidoreductase activity, acting on NAD(P)H.